Ilex paraguariensis (yerba mate) is the source of this 474-nucleotide messenger RNA. NCBI's taxonomy places the organism in Eukaryota, Viridiplantae, Streptophyta, Magnoliopsida, Aquifoliales, Aquifoliaceae. The record is from the annotation of a GenBank genome assembly.
AUGUCGAUGGGAGAGCAUGAAGUUCGGUGUACUCAAAGGAAGUUAUUGUCGGAAAUUCUUGCAAACGAACUACCGAGUGGUACCAUCAGGUACUCUUCCAAGGUGGUGUCCUUUGAGGAUUCUGGUCAUUUCAAGUUGGUUCAUCUUGCUGAUGAAACCAUCCUCAAAACCAAGGUGUUGAUUGGAUGUGAUGGAGUAAACUCGGUGGUGGCAACAUGGUUAGGUUUCAGCAAGCCAUCGUUCGUGGGCCGGUCAGCCAUUAGGGGUUUUGCAGAAUUUGAGAGCAGUCAUGGCUUUGGGACCAAGUUCUGGCGGUAUGUUGGGAAUGGUGUUAGAACAGGGUUCAUCCCCUGUGAUGAUCACACUGCUUAUUGGUUCACGUCGAUUUUUCAUUUUCUCUUCAAUUCUUUUCUUACGUCAUUUAAGUCCUCAUCAUUCUAUGAACUUAAAGAUGGUGUGUCAUUAUUUAAAUGA